AUGUACACACAGACACAUGUACAUACAUACACAUAAACACACACACACGAACAGACACAUGUACACACACACAUACAUGUACAUACACGCAGACACAUGUACAGAUACACACAUGUACAUACACACAGACACACACACACCCCCUAUAAAAAGUUGCUGUACUUCGUUGUUCACUCACAGAGCCGGGUACUGCACUCUAGAGGGAGGCAGAGAGCACAGCACACACUCCUUGCUUUGCUUUCACUGCGCUCAGCUAUUGAGCAGUCUGACAGCUCCCAGUGCCAAUGACAGAUCCGGUCUGAACUCCAAACCUGCUCAGCAAGACGGUCCUGGGGGACACACUCGCCCCCACCAUAAUUUCCACUCGCCACUGGCGAGUGGAAAUUUCAAGGCCUGAUAUA
Molecule: messenger RNA, 401 nt
Organism: Staurois parvus
Lineage: Eukaryota; Metazoa; Chordata; Amphibia; Anura; Ranidae
Source: the annotation of a GenBank genome assembly